Messenger RNA from Rhagoletis zephyria (snowberry fruit fly), 962 nucleotides. RefSeq names its product RNA-binding protein 1-like. The record is from RefSeq and is a predicted model, not a curated record. NCBI's taxonomy places the organism in Eukaryota, Metazoa, Arthropoda, Insecta, Diptera, Tephritidae. Gene Ontology annotation, molecular function: RNA binding.
UCUUUUCUUGUGCUUGUGGAGAGUAGGUGGACGUGUACGUGUUUGCGUUUUAUUAAGAAAAUUUAAUUUGAAGCGUAUUUUAAUUGCAUAACUUAGUAGCAAAAACAUUGAAAAGGCAAUUUUUGCAUUGAACAUAGAGGAAGUAUUUUCGUUAAAUAUCGGAUUAGAGUCAUAAAUAUCAAAUAUGCCGCGCUAUCGAGAGUGGGACUUGGCAUGCAAAGUAUACGUUGGUAAUUUAGGUUCAUCUGCUUCAAAAUAUGAAAUUGAAAAUGCCUUUAGCAAAUAUGGCCCGCUGAGAAAUGUCUGGGUAGCGAGAAACCCACCUGGAUUUGCUUUUGUUGAAUUCGAAGAUCGCCGGGAUGCGGAGGAUGCAACUCGAGGUUUGGAUGGAACACGGUGCUGUGGUACUCGUAUCCGUGUGGAAAUGUCGUCGGGUCGGUCACGACGUGAUGAUAGACGCCGAGGUGGCGGCGGUGGUGGUGGAAGUACCAGUGGAGGUCGCGGUGGUGGACGCUAUAGGUAAGUACAAGACCGCAAAAAAUUUGCUGCGCAAAAUUAUGGCUUUAUUGAUUUAUAUGGUGGCAAGCAAUAUUGGGAAAGUGCCUUGAGCGAGCCAAAAUUUUCUUAUGGAGGUUUAGUAUGUACUAGUAGAAUGGCGUUAUUUAAUGAUUGUUAGAAAAUCUCUUACAAUGUGGUCGUAAAAAAGUCAUUUAUGUAUGUAUAUGUAGUUGGUUACAUGUAUUGAAACGGAUUGCGUAUGAUCAUUUUUAUUAUUCAUUAACCAAAUUGACUGAUAAUCCAGGAACGUGGAAAAAAUUUACAUUUACAGGCCUUCAAAGCCAAAUAGUAGGGUACCAUUUAGGGAUAUUCUGUAUUACACAUAUUUUACGUGUUUUUUAUCUAGUUUUUUUUUUUGUUAAGGAUAUUGAAAGAGAUUUUAAAUGUAGUUUACGAUAAUCAUU